Molecule: messenger RNA, 396 nt
Organism: Fusarium odoratissimum NRRL 54006
Lineage: Eukaryota; Fungi; Ascomycota; Sordariomycetes; Hypocreales; Nectriaceae
Exons: 1
Coding region: 1-396 (131 amino acids)
Source: RefSeq, a predicted model, not a curated record
AUGGCUACAAAAGUAGUGGUAUCGUCUACAAACAGAGGAGGCGAACAAGUAAAGCGCAUCAGCAUCUGGUUCUACAACUCCAAAGCCAUACUUGACCCACAAAUUCCAACCAUGACGGAGACAUACCACAAACCUCCUGAGACAAUUCUGUUCUGGAAGUGCAAACAGCGGAAAGGCAAAAAAACGAAAUGCAACUAUAUUAAUAACAAGGAAAACAUGAACUGUCGCGGCUGCAACACAAAACGGGACAAGGGAGAUAUCGCCAUCGAUAAAUACAAUCGUACCAUUGGUAUGUUGAAAAAGGUGGAAGGUGUGGUAGAGUAUUGGGAGCAUUAUGAGUUGGAUGAUGGAGUUAGGGAGGGAGAAACUGGAGUGACAUCAGGUGGAGGGAGCUAG